Messenger RNA from Paramecium tetraurelia, 1572 nucleotides. RefSeq lists its product as uncharacterized. The record is from RefSeq and is a predicted model, not a curated record. Gene Ontology annotation, biological process: mitotic cytokinesis; mitotic spindle organization; cilium-dependent cell motility. Lineage: Eukaryota; Ciliophora; Oligohymenophorea; Peniculida; Parameciidae. Gene Ontology annotation, molecular function: alpha-tubulin binding. Gene Ontology annotation, cellular component: mitotic spindle; axoneme. The transcript is spliced from 9 exons.
AUGGCUUCAGCUUUUCCUAAAUUGCCAGGUUUUGUGCCCACCCAAGAAUUAGAUAAACCCAACUUCAGGAAGGUCUCAGCUGCCAAACAAGAUCAAAACAGAGAAAUCAAACAACUGCCAAAUAAAGAAUACCCUGUACCUCGCAAAUAACCAACACAAGUGCCCUCUCAAACAGGAAUGUUCAACCCCGAUUAUUUAAGCACAACUCACGCCAUGCAUCUACCAAAGGUAUGUCUUCUAAUCAGUUACAUCCCCAAGAAUUCCAACAAUGAUUCAGAAGAGCUCUACCAACCAAGUUGGGUCAAGAUGGACAGGCACGUUCUCAGAUUCAGUGGCUUCUUCAAAGAGGCUGUCGUUGAAUCAGCCCUAGAAAACUACAGAAUUCGCAAACUAACCAUAUUUUACUACUUGGAAGACCAUUCAAUCAGCAUUACCGAACCCAAACAGGAAAAUAGCGGUGUUCCUUAAGGAGCAUUCCUUAAAAGAUAGAAAGUCUUGAGGGCUGAUGGUUCAAAAACAUUCAUCAUACCAGAAGAUUUCAGAAUCAACUAAGACAUCGAGAUAUUUGGCAAAACAAUUCGACUUUAUGAUUGCGAUCAAUACACAAGAGAAUUUUACGAGGGACUUGGACAACCUCAAGAGCAAUCCUUCAGUCCUUAGUCAGAUUCAUUUGAAACAAAGACUAUGACUAAGUAUAUUCCCCAAAAGGAUACCGUCAUGAAGGACUACUUGGAGCAUAAAUUAGGAGGAGGAAAGGUUACAUCUCAAAAGCAAUUCCUAGAAAACGAUAGGAAGGUUCUUAAAUUCUACGUGUUCUCUGACAUUGAAUAUGUCUUGCAUUACUAUCUGGCUGAUGAUACCAUUGAAAUAAAGGAGAUUAAUUCAGCUAAUUCAGGAAGAGUUCCAUUUCCCAUGAUGUUGAGAAGGUAGAAAUUACCCAGAAAGUUCUCUCUCAAUCAGCCUGGAUAAACAUAUGCUGAAGAUUUCAUUAGACCUCAGGAUAUUCAAUUUGGAUAACCUUUGAUAAUUUACAAUAGAAAAUUUGCUAUCCAAGGUUGCGAUCCCUUCACAAGAUAUUAUUAUUAAGAAAAAUUCAACGUUGAUUUUCCUUUGGGUGGCUAAGAAGAAUAGUAAAUCGAAUAAAGAUCAAACAUUAUCAUUCCUCCUCACAAUGGCAUUGGGGAUGAACAAGAUUCUUUAGGAUACAUUUACAGAUUGUAACCUAUUCCACCCAAGAAGGAUUUCUUCAAAUGGGUUGACAAUUAAGUCAAUCUGAGAUAUUUGGCCAUGUUCAACACUACAAAACCUGAGGAUAAAGACAGAGUUUUUGUCAUAACUUAUUUUCUAAAUGAUGAUAGUCUUUUAGUUUAUGAACCAACUGUUAGAAAUUCUGGCAUUCCAGAUGGCAAAUUCUUGGAGAAAAGAAAAUACAAGAACGCUUUUAAUAAUAAUGAGUUUUUCUCGCCCAAAGAUUUAAUUGUAGGCAACGAAGUUUAGAUCAAUGGUUGGAAAUUCUAAUUACUGGAUUGUGAUGAGUUCACUAAGAAGUGGUAUGCUGAUAAUUUUAAAUGA